Molecule: messenger RNA, 210 nt
Organism: Bipolaris sorokiniana ND90Pr
Lineage: Eukaryota; Fungi; Ascomycota; Dothideomycetes; Pleosporales; Pleosporaceae
Exons: 1
Source: RefSeq, a predicted model, not a curated record
GAUACUAGGAUGCGUGUAUUGUAUACAAUUGGCGCUAUCAUGACUAUUGGAUCUACACGCUCUUUACCACGAGUUUGUGCGGUCUUCGAAAGCCAGCCAGCGCAAUUUCUUGGACGGAUAUCUUUUAGUCUCUACCUGUGUCACAUCACAGUAUUUAGAGUUCUCCGAGAACGCUUCUUUAAUUGGACGAGCCAGGUUCUUAGUGGAAUG